AUAAGAUCUCUUGCGAAUAUAACUGCUAGGCAAAGUAAAUAGAUGGAGGGCAAAUCUAAGAUUCAUCACAACACUGAAGAAGAUUUAAAAUUAUCGGGUUCUGAGCAACUGACUCUUGCUGCGCGAGGCUAUCGAGUUAUAAAAAAAGUUAACGAAGGAUCCUACGCCAAGGUGUAUCUUGCUGAAUACAAGAAUCCAAACAAGAACGAUAAGUUGUCCGUUUUAGCGUGCAAAGUUAUAGACACCAACACAGCACCUAAAGAUUUCGUGAAAAAGUUUUUACCUCGUGAAAUAGAAAUGUUGAUAAAACUAAGUCACCCGCAUCUCGUGCACACACAUAGCAUCUUUCAAAGGCGUUACAAGUAUUUCAUAUUCAUGAGAUAUAUGGAACAUGGAGACCUGUUGGAACAUAUUUUGCAAAAGGGAGCCGUGCCGGAGGACCAGGCCAGGAUAUGGACGCGGCAGCUCGCUCUAGCCAUACAGUACAUGCACGAGCUCGAAAUCGCUCACAGAGACAUAAAGUGCGAAAACGUUCUUCUAACAGCCAACCAAAAUGCAAAGCUAUCAGACUUCGGGUUCGCCCGCAUGUGUGUCGACAAAAAAUUAAAAGAUAUCCACAGUGAAACUUUCUGCGGUUCAUUAUCUUACACCGCUCCAGAAAUUUUACAAGGCUCUCCGUAUUUACCAAAACCUACCGAUAUAUGGUCGCUGGGUAUAGUUGUCUACGUCAUGCUCAACAGAGCUAUGCCAUUUGAAGACAAACACAUCAAACAGCUGUACCAGGCGCAAAUUAAUAGAAAUUGGAAGUUCCGUUCGCGCUACAUUGACACGCUAUCAGAGAAUUGCAAACAUCUUAUUACUUUAAUGUUGGAGCCUAAUUAUCAAAACAGAAUUAAAGUUGAACAAAUAAUAAACGGCGAAUGGAUUGCAAUGGAUUCUAGAUUAUUAGAGUGGACAACACAAGAAUCAUUAGCUUUUAAAAAGGCUAAAGAGCAAAGGACUCAGCUUCAAAAAAACUUGGAAGCCCUUGAAACAGCAAAAGAACCAGAGAAGGAAAAGGACAUGGCAAACAUACCAGAGACAUCCAUAAUGAAAAAUACAAUAGACGUGACCCGAGCUAGCGGCUCCACAUCUUCUUGGUGAAUGGAAUAUUUCUUGAAUGGCCUGAUUCUUUGGCAAAUUAGCAAGAUGGAGUGAAACUUCGAAAAAAGACUGAAUACUGGCAUAUUACGGCGAGUGUCAAAAGGACAGACGUCAUUAUACCAUUGAAGAUGUAAUUGAUAAU
This is a messenger RNA of Pectinophora gossypiella (pink bollworm), 1285 nucleotides long. RefSeq names its product testis-specific serine/threonine-protein kinase 3-like. Gene Ontology annotation, molecular function: tau-protein kinase activity; protein serine/threonine kinase activity; ATP binding. Gene Ontology annotation, cellular component: cytoplasm. Lineage: Eukaryota; Metazoa; Arthropoda; Insecta; Lepidoptera; Gelechiidae. The coding region runs from base 43 to 1143 and encodes 366 amino acids. The transcript is spliced from 5 exons. The record is from RefSeq and is a predicted model, not a curated record. Gene Ontology annotation, biological process: protein phosphorylation; microtubule cytoskeleton organization; intracellular signal transduction.